CGUUAUUUACGUACAAUGUAUAAAAGUUUUCCCAUUUGUCACUUUUAAUGGUCAAAAUUAAAUGAAGGAUAUCAGGUCUAGUUGUGUACCGUGAACAAGGAUAACCAAAAUUAUUGUUGUAUGGGUUCUUCAACAUCAAAACAUCACUUCGAUGCAAAGUUUAUUUCAGAAACAUUAAUCAACGAUAUAGGUUGCGACAAUAAAGGUACGAUUCUGUGUAAAGACGAGGGUUUACCAUGUCUGAAUGGUGGAGUUUGCGCCCUUUAUAUAUCAAACAUAGAUGACAAAUGUAUCAAACGUUGCAGAUGUACUGAAGAUUACAUUGGUGACUAUUGUCAAUUUUAUGCUGGAUUCUAUUCCGCUACAAUUGGUUUAGUAGUUGGACUAUUUGUGACACUUUUAAUCAUUUUAUUCGCGGUUAUUUUAAUUUGGUAUUGUUGCGCACGAAAGAAAAGAAGAGAAAAAGAAAAUUACCAAGCUGAACGAUUACCACCGAGAACAUGUUUAUCUAAUCGAAUGAAUCGAAAUAAUUUGGUUUACGGCAGUAAUCGUGCAAUGAUGAAUAGUAAUAAUAAUAAUGAUAAUAAUAAUUUGACUAAUGAAAUUAAUGUGAACACUGUAACACCAUAUGCUAGUUUUGUUAAUCUAGCAGCACCAGGACAGACACAAGGAUACUCUACUUCGCAAUCGUUUAGUAUGUACGAAAAUGUCGAUUGGGCUGAAGAACUCAACUCAUCUAAAUAUGAUUUGAACGAUCCAACGUCAAUACAUAGUUACGAAACACAAGGUCAAAUUCAUCUCUUUGAAAUCGGUAAUUCGACUGAAACAUAUCUAAAUAGAAAUACAAUCGAUGAUAAAGAAACAUCUUAUUCAGAAUAUGGUCUGUUAACUGAAAGAUCAGUAACAACACAACCAGUAUCACCUGAUCAACGGGAAAUGAUUGCUUAACAAGGAAAUAUUCAUUACUACUUAGUGUUAAAAGUAGUAAAUAUACAUAUAUAUACGAUCCGAUGUUUUAAUUUACAAUAACUUUUCGUAAAAUUACUAUGCAUAUUAAACAUGGAUACAUACCGAAAUGUUUUUACUACAAACAGCCAAUCAUUUUGUUUCUCGUUAGAGCCAAUUUAAAAAAAACACUUUUUAUAACAAUCGUAAUCAUUAUGAUACAAUUAUUUUAAUCUAUUUCUUCGAAAAAAAAAGCCUAAUAUUGAAAAAAUUGUCAAUUCCUUUUUUUGUGUAUAAUAACAGAUGGUAUACGAAUAUUCUCAAUAACAGAUAACAGAUGAUAUAUGAAUAUUCUCAAGUUUUGUCUUGUUUCGUUUCUGUGUUCUGUUCUUUCCUGUUUCUUAUUUUGCUCUGACUUCAUUUUAACAAAUUCUAUCAAUUAACAAAAAUCAUAGUUCAGGAUAAAAAUCGCCCACUUAUCAUUUUCUCGAUUGCAUUCUACUUUCUUUUAUUUACAGAAAAGAAUGUUUAUUAGGUUGAAAAUGAAGAUAACUAACUAACUGCACAAAAAUUAAAAAAAAAAAGUGUAAAUUACAUAAUUUAAAAUUUACUGACUUUCACUCCUUUUUAUACAUUAACCUAAACACACUACCCUAAAUCAGUCUUCCGUAUAUCUUAUAUGAAUUAGAUGUACAAAUAAAAAAACAGGCAUAUUCUUGAUAUUUCAUUCAUCUUAUGCAAUAUUUCUUCUAUAUCUAUGAAAUUUCAUACUUCACUACUUAAUAAGCUGUAAAAAAAAGUUAUCAACAAAAGAAAAUGUCUUUCAUCAUUAUGAUAUAAACAGUC
This is a messenger RNA of Schistosoma turkestanicum, 1791 nucleotides long. Lineage: Eukaryota; Metazoa; Platyhelminthes; Trematoda; Strigeidida; Schistosomatidae. The record is from the annotation of a GenBank genome assembly.